AUGCAUGCAUCCGACAAGCCACUGCUAGAGAAUCGCAGCUUUUUACGCCAGCGCUCGAUAUCCUCAGCACAAAACUCGGCGCCAGAGAUCGUCUCUUCUCCCAAUUAUUCGACAUUCACGCUCAAGUCAUUCCAUCUCCAUGCUCUUGCGAGGCUUCUCAGGAUCGGACCAGGCACCGAGAACAAGAAGGUCGCGAUCUAUCACAGCCGAUUAAUCGCAUUGAUCUUGACUCUGACGCAUUGGGUCCCUUUCGGAGCGGCCUUGACGCUCUUAGUCCUCAACAGCAAAGGCAUAAUAGUUGCUGACGAGGUAGAUGUCGUCCAGAACAAUUUGUACCAAUUCGGAGCCAAGCUCUUUGAGCUUCUUAUGCAAGCAUCGAUAGCGACAAUAAUCUUGGGAAUCGUCCGCAGCCAAGCUUUAGAAGGUAAUGACGGAUUACCAUUGGGCAUGCUCAUGGCGUCCGCCCGAACUCACGAUGUCUCAUACCUGUGGUCGUCGGAAUUCUUUGGGUCUCUUACCUCUACAAAAUCACGAUGGAUGCGUCAAUACGCAAGAGUCUUCGCAGUCGCCCUCCUCAUUCUCCUGGCUACUGUUGUCGGUCCUUCUGGGGCUAUUCUUCUGCUACCAAGCCAGUCAGUCUUACUCAAGGCAGGAUACUCGCGCUGA
This is a messenger RNA of Cyphellophora attinorum, 666 nucleotides long. RefSeq lists its product as uncharacterized. The transcript has a single exon. The record is from RefSeq and is a predicted model, not a curated record. The coding region runs from base 1 to 666 and encodes 221 amino acids. NCBI's taxonomy places the organism in Eukaryota, Fungi, Ascomycota, Eurotiomycetes, Chaetothyriales, Cyphellophoraceae.